AAUAUAUAAUAUUAUUAUUUUAUAUAUUUACUUUACUAAAAGACAAAAAAAAAAAAAAAAAUCUCUGUAAGUUCUCUUUCUUUCUUUUAUUCAAUAUGUUUAUGGGCAGAUGAGAAUGUAAAACGAUGUAGCACGAUAUACUUUAAAAAAUUCAAUUAUCUUUCUCCAACCAUUGAAGACAACGCCCCCCCAAAACAACGACCCGCCUCUCCAAAACUCUCUCGCUUCUGCUCCUCGCUCGACUCACAUCCUCGUUAACUAUUACCUAGUCAACCCACUCACGGGAUUCUCGCUUGGUAUUUACCUUUUGCUCAAAAGCCCUCAAAGGCUUCGCUGAGGCGGGCGUUCUACUAAAAGGAAAGACAGUUCAUGCACUUCUAGUGAAGUUAGGACUGUAUAAUGUACUAUCCUUGCAAAAUCAGAUUUUGAAUGGUUAUAUCAAAUGCAAAGUAUUCAAUGAAGCACAUAGAUUGUUUGAUGAAAUGAGUGUAAGAAAUGUGGUGACGUGGAAUACAGUGAUUUGUGGCCUUGUUGAUUGUCGUAAUAAUUACGGGUCAAGUCUCUACGUAUGUUUUUCUUAUUUGAAGAGAAUGCUACUGAAUCAGGUAAGUUUGGAUCCCAUAACGUUGAAUGGUUUGCUUCGUGCCUGUCUUGAGUUAAAUAACGUUGAGAUUGGUGGACAAUUGCACUGUUUCAUAUUGAAAUUAGGUUUCGAGUUGAGCUGUUUUGUCAGUAGUGCGCUCGUUGAUUUGUACGGGAAAUGUGGAUUGGUCGAGGAUGCAAGGAGAAUUUUUGAUAAAGUAUUGUGUCCAGACUUGGUGUUGUGGAAUGUGAUGUUGUCUUGCAAUGCAUUGAAUUCCUUGGGAGAAGAGGCUUUCAGAGUAUUUAACUUGAUGCGACUGGAAAAUUUGAUAGGGGAUGGUUUUACAUUUUCUAGUAUGCUCAAUUCAUGUGCGACUUUGGGUUCUUGUGAAUUAGGAAGGCAAAUUCAUGGUCUUAUCAUCAAGCUGUCUUUUGAUUUAGAUAUUAUAGUAUCUAGUGGACUUGUUGAUAUGUAUGCAAAGAGUGAAAAUAUAGAAGAUGCUCGGAAGGCUUUUGAUGAUAUGGCUGCUAAUAAUGUAGUGUCUUGGAAUACUAUGGUUGUGGCUUACGGGCAGCUUGGAGAUGGGAAGGAGGCUAUGAAACUUCUAAAGGAAAUGUUGCGAGAGGUUUUCACUCCAGAUGAACUAACUGUAGCUAGUAUCCUUGGUUCAUGUAGCAAUGCAUCAGCAAGUUAUGAAAUUAUGCAAGUUCAUGCUUAUGUAGUAAAAAUGGGAUUUCAUUCCUUUCUAUCAAUCGGAAAUGCCAUGAUAAAUGCAUACGCCAAGUGUGGCAGAACUGCUAGUGCACUGGAAUGCUUUAACUCAGUUCCGGAGCCCAAUCAUGUUACAUGGACUUCACUUGUUGGCGCUUAUGCAUUCAACAGUCUUCCAAAAGAUAGCAUCGAGAUGUUUGAAAAGAUGUUAUCUACAGGUGUAAUGCCAGAUAAAAUUGCUUUUCUUGGGGUUCUUUCUGCCCGCAGCCAUGCAGGAUUAAUAAAGGAGGGGUUUCGUUACUUUAGCUUAAUGAUAAAACAUUAUCAAAUUAUACCGCAUCUAGAGCACUAUGGUUGUCUCAUUGACCUUCUUGGUCGAGCUGGUUUUUUGGAUGAGGCUUUUAGUGUAUUGACCUCAAUGCCAAUUGGACAGAGAUCAGACAUCUUGGCAGCCUUCAUUGGGGCGUGCAAAAUCCAUCGAUAUUUAAAAUUAGCUAAGUGGGCUGCAGAAAAGCUUUUGGAAUUGGAGCCAAACAUUCCUGUAUAUUAUGCUCUUAUAUCUAACAUGUAUGCCUCUGAGGAGCAGUGGCAUGAUGUGGCAAGAGUUCGCAAGCUGAUGAGAGAUAGGUGUGAUCACAAAGUUCCAGGUUGUAGCUGGAUAGAACUUGGUGGUGCUAUUCACACGUUUGUUUCAAGUGAUAAGUGCCACCCUCAAGCUUCAGAGGUGUAUUGCUUUUUAGGAAUAUUGCUUGGGCUAAUUAGGGAUGAACUGCAUGCCAUGGAUGAAAAUGUUCUCUAUGAGUAUGCACCAUAAUUUCUCUGACUGACCUGAUGCCUUGGCUAAUUGGCUUGGAAAACGAGCAUGCUGAAUGGUGACGUCUUGAGAUGCAAAUAUAAGUUUGCCGCUCAUCUUAGGUAUGUUUACAUUUUUCUAGUCUUACGUAACCCGUCCUUUUAUAUGUUACUGCCAACAUAAUCUUCUUCUCUUCCAUAUUGUCUAAGUCGUUCUGUAUGAUUCAAAGUAUUUGUAUCCGUCAUAAUUGAUUCUUACAAUUUACAACACUGUAUACUUCUGAGGGUUUGCAAGUGGAAGCCUUUGAAUGCCACAAUAAGGGGAAUAAUGAUUUUAAGUUACA
Messenger RNA from Hevea brasiliensis (rubber tree), 2430 nucleotides. RefSeq names its product pentatricopeptide repeat-containing protein At2g46050, mitochondrial. The record is from RefSeq and is a predicted model, not a curated record. Gene Ontology annotation, molecular function: protein binding; RNA binding. The transcript has a single exon. Lineage: Eukaryota; Viridiplantae; Streptophyta; Magnoliopsida; Malpighiales; Euphorbiaceae. Bases 483 to 2108 code for a protein of 541 amino acids. Gene Ontology annotation, biological process: RNA modification.